UAUCCGCGCGCACCCCAACAUUGUGCUUGUCGCCGGCGCUGGGUUUGGCGACGCCAACGACGCAGCUCCGUACAUCUCGGGCGCUUGGGCGUCGGGUGCAGUGGCGGCAGCAGUAGCCAGGCUGCCAUGCCUUUUGACGGGAUUAUGCUGCGCUCGCGUGUGAUGGCAGCUAAGAGUCGCCCGUAGACCAGAGGUCAAACAACUAAUCGCUCAGAUGCCAGGCAUCUCUGCGUAUGACAUCGAGCUGCUCCACACAGCGGAUCCCUCGGCUGGCGUUGUUUCGGUUCUGGACGAUAAGGGGCUCCCCAUGCACGUACUGGCUACUCGUGCGGCGUUGCUGUGCCGUGACCUCAGCGAUACAGUGUUUGGGCAGCCUCGCGAGAAGCAGCUGGCGUUGCUGCAGGCACGCAAACAAGAGAUUGUCGAGCGGCUCAACGCGGACUACAUGCGGCCGUGGUUCGGCAAAAAGUCCGCCAAUGACACCACGGCUGGUUCUGCAGUUGUCGAGCUGCAGGACAUGACAUACGCCGAGGUGCUGGACCGGCUGGUGGAGCUCAUGUAUGUCAAGCGACAGAAGCGCUGGGCCGACCCCAGCCUGCACGCGCUUGUGGCCAAGUUUGCCUUCCGCACGGCAAUGCGGCUUCAAGCAAGUGAGGUGGAGCUGAGUGAGCCCGUUGCUCUGUCCGCUGACUACGAACUUGUGCUGGACGAAAUUGCAAGCUACAAGCAGGAGUACCCACGGAUGUUUACUCAGCUGCUGGCGUCCGAAGACGUGCACUACUUUGUCAACCUGUGCACUCACGCCGAGCAGACAGUCCCGGUGCCGUUUGUGCCGGUGAUGGACGAGCGGUUUGCUUGGUACAUGAUGCGCGACUGCUUGACGCAGUGCAGCGAGAUGGACGCAGUGCUGGAUCGCGAUGUACAGCGCGUGCUGGUGCCGCACAGCCCCAUUGCCGUGGCGUACACCAAGACUGCCAACCAACCGGUCGGCGAGAUUCUCAACGGAAUUUACGAGGCAACGGUUGAGCAGCUUCUCCGGGACCAGAACCAAGACAAGCUGGUUUCCAACGCCGGCAAGGCUGCCACUGGGCCGGCGGCGGAUUACAAGGGCAUUACUGUGCUCAGCGAAGCGGCCGAUGACGGCACGACCGUGCGCCUGGUGCGGCUGGUGGCAGAAAGCAUGGAUAAUGGUAGCAACGGCGAUUCGGCGGACCAGGCUGCGUGGGCAGAUGCGCUUACGGGGGGCAGUGCGUGCUGGCUUUCUGCGCUGCUGGCGGCGCCAAGCAUGUGCAGGGCGCCAAGCUGGCGGCAAACUACGCGGCGCGCCUUUUGCAGGCGCGUGUGGGGCGCCAAGCGCGCGUCGUUGUAUGUGCAGAAUCCGGCAUUCCUGUGUCGCUGGAGCUCAGCGGAGCAACACAGACGACCCAGUCGAGCUUAGCGCAUCGUACAGUAUUGCGAGAGGACCGUCGACAUGGGAAUUUUCCACGGUGGCCGGCGCCUGGACCUGGCGUUCCGGUUCAGCCCGGCGACGCCCUGGGCACCGAUUCACGAGGCCAUGGCGCAGCGCACCCGCAGUACCCGCCGCCUCUUUUCUGACGAGUCCAGCGGGGAAAACUCACGCUUUGAAAUCACGGCCGCGAGUGUGGGCGCGUUCUGCCGCGCCAACGGCAUUGACCUGGCAGCGUACCCACCAAACUCGGACGAUGCCAUGCACGUGCCCUUAGACUACCUGUC
Molecule: messenger RNA, 1734 nt
Organism: Kickxella alabastrina
Lineage: Eukaryota; Fungi; Kickxellomycota; Kickxellomycetes; Kickxellales; Kickxellaceae
Exons: 1
Coding region: 215-1438 (407 amino acids)
Biological process (GO): long-chain fatty acid biosynthetic process
Cellular component (GO): fatty acid synthase complex
Molecular function (GO): fatty acid synthase activity; enoyl-[acyl-carrier-protein] reductase (NADH) activity
Source: RefSeq, a predicted model, not a curated record